AUGGAGGACGAAGACUCCUUUAAGAACAGACUGCUGAAGCGCAACAUCGACAUAUGGAUAGAAAAGUACCGCCCGGAGACACUAGACGAUGUGGUGGGAAACCCCUUCGUCAUAAACACGCUCAAGAGCAUCAUCGUGUCAGGGAAUAUGCCCAACCUCCUGCUAGCUGGUGCCCCUGGGACUGGAAAAACGACGAGCAUUCUCUGCUUGGCGAGUGAAAUGUUGGGGGCGCAGGCGAAGAAAGCCGUCCUGGAAUUGAACGCCUCAGACGACAGAGGAAUUAAUGUAAUUAGAGACAGAAUAAAAAGUUUCGCAAAGGAAAUAAUAAGUUUGCCCCCCGGAAAACACAAAAUUAUUAUACUAGACGAAGUGGACUCCAUGACCACAGCUGCACAACAGUCAUUAAGAAGAAUCAUGGAGCUAUACUCGGACACCACUAGAUUUGCUUUAGCUUGCAAUCAGUCUGAGAAGAUAAUUGACGCGCUUCAAAGCAGAUGUGCUAUUAUACGUUACUUUAAAUUAUCAGAUGAUCAGGUGUUGAAGCGAAUUGUAAAAAUAUGCCAAAUGGAAAACAUAAAGUACACAGACGAUGGGUUGGAAACCCUCACCUUUAUAGCAGAUGGCGACUUAAGGAAGGCAGUCAAUUGUCUUCAGUCAACAUAUGCUGGCUUAGAAGUUAUAAACAAAGAAAAUGUCUUAAACAUUUGUGAUAUUCCUUCUCCUGAAAGAAUUGAGAAUUUACUAAAGUUUUGUAUUAACAGUGAGUGGAAAAAGGCACAUGACAUUGCGUAUGACAUGAUAAAGGAAGGACACACCCCUUUCGAUGUUGCUCUUACGUCUUCAAAUGUGUUGAGGAGAUACGACUUGGGCUCUGAGGCUGUUCAAAUUGAAUUCUUAAAAAUUGGUGCCAUGGCUUGUAACACCAUGGCCAGUGGUCUGGCCAGCGUUAUUCAGCUCGAUAAGCUGCUCGCCGACUGGUGCAUAGCAGCCAAGGCCUUCCGCACCAAGUGCUAG
Molecule: messenger RNA, 1014 nt
Organism: Plasmodium fragile
Lineage: Eukaryota; Apicomplexa; Aconoidasida; Haemosporida; Plasmodiidae
Exons: 2
Coding region: 1-1014 (337 amino acids)
Biological process (GO): DNA repair; DNA-templated DNA replication
Cellular component (GO): DNA replication factor C complex; nucleus
Molecular function (GO): ATP hydrolysis activity; DNA clamp loader activity; DNA binding
Source: RefSeq, a predicted model, not a curated record